AUGCAUUUCAUAAUGGAGAAAAAGAAAAAGAAAAAAAGUCUUGAUUGUUCUUUGGGGCAGUUUGUGUGGGUUUUGAGAGAUUCUGAGUUUUUAAGCGACCUAUUAUUGGUGGGUUCUUGUUUUGAUUAUUCUUUGCAGAGUUCAGAAUUAAGAAUUCUAAAGAAGCACAAAUAUUCAGGUAACAAUCUGAUAAGAAAUAUGGCUGCAAAUGACCAUCAGAAAACCAAAGGAUCUGCUAAAGCAGAGGUGGGAGAGAUCGAUACCAGUGCCCCAUUUCAAUCUGUUAAAGACGCCGUCAGUUUAUUUGGCGAAGGUGCUUUUUCAGGAGAAAAACCUGCCAUUAAGAAGACAAAACCACAUUCUGCAGAAAGAGUGCUGGCAAAGGAGACUCAGCUUCACCUGGCCCAAAAAGAGUUGAAUAAGUUGAAGGAACAACUGAAAAAUGCUGAAACUACGAAAGCACAGGCCCUUGAAGAGCUUGAAAGAGCUAAAAGGACUGUUGAAGAUCUGACUCUGAAGCUGAAAACUCAUAAUGAAUCGAAGGAUAUAGCAGUUAGGGCAAUGGAAGCAGCUAAGCAUCAGGCAAAGCAAUUUGAAGAAACGAGAAAUAGCAAAUCUGAAGGAAAUGAUGAAUCUGCAAAGGUAGAACUGGAAACUGCUAGAGUUCAAUAUACAGAUGCAGUCGCUGAACUUGAUGCAGUAAAGCAAGAACUCAGGAAAAUCUGGGAGGAUUAUAAUGCAUCUGCGGAAGCUAAAAUUCUUGCCAUCGAGCAAGCAGCGGAAGCUGAGAAUUCUGCUAAAACGAACAUGGAAAGGCAUGGCGAGUUAACCAAAGAAAUUCUGACUUUACAGGAGUCGAUUCAGCAGGUGAAGCUUGCUAGUACACAAGCACGGGAAGAGGAAGCAAAGAUCUAUGCCGACAAGGAUGAGCUGAAGCAGUCAUAUAAAGUCAAACUUGAGGAGUUGGCUAAAGAAUUGCUUGCUUUGAAGAAGGGUCUUGAUCCCGAAGUUAACAAGAAUCUGAAGACUCAACUGGCGGAAACGACAUCAGAAAUUGAAGCUCUACAAAAAGAGAUGGGAAAAGCAAGGGCUUCAGAUCUUGAUUCUGUGAGGACCAUUACCUUGGAGUUGAAUGAUGCCAAGGAAUCUCUACAUAAAGUGGCAGAAGAUGAAAACUCUCUAAGAAGCCUAGUGGAGACCCUUAAGAUUGAACUGGAAAACAUGAAAAAAGAGCAUUUAGAAUUGAGGGAGAAAGAAUCCGGAACUGAAUCCACUGCAGGUAAUCUGCAUGUCAAGCUCCGGAAAGCGAAGUCUGAACUUGAAGCAGCCCUUGCAGAAGAAGCCAAAUUAAGUGGUGUUUCUGAUGAAAUGAUCUCUACCAUCUACCAGCUAUCAUUGGAGAGUGAAAAUGCUAGGCAUGAAGUUGAAGAGAUGAAGCGCAAUGCUGAAGAACUUAAGAAAGAAGCAGAAGCAGCCAAAAUUGAGCUAGAAGAAGCAGAAACUAAGCUAAAAGUUGCACUGAUUGAAGCCGAAGAAUUGAAGGCAGCGGAGGCUAGAGCCCUCAAUCAAAUCAGGUUGCUGUCUGAGAAAACUGAUGCUGCGCGUGCCGUGACUUCAGAGCCCAGUGCGCAGAUCACAAUAUCAAGAGUUGAAUUCGAGUCGUUAAGCCGAAAGGUUGAAGAAUCUCAGAAGUUAGAAGAACUCAAAGUUGCAGCUGCAAUAGCUCAGGUAGAAGCGGUGAGAGCAAGUGAAGAGGAGGCCCUCAAGAAACUUGAGGCUAGCAAGAAGGAGAUUGAGGACAUGAAAACUGCUACUCAGGAGGCUUUGAAGAAAGCAGAAAUGGCUGAGGCAGCCAAGAAGGCGGUGGAGGGAGAGCUCAGACGGUGGCAUGAACGAGAACAAAAGAAGGCAGUGGAAGCAGCAUCUCGGAUUCUUGCUGAAACAGAGAAGUCCUACGAAUCAUCUCCACAAAAUUACCAAAUCCAAAAGCAGAAGUCAGCAGAGAAAGUGAUGGAAACACGAAAAUUGGAAAAAGCAAAAACCUCUGUGACAAAGAAAGUACUUAUGCCUAAUCUUAGUGGAGUUUUUCAUAAGAAGAAAAACAAAAUUGAGGGUGGUACCCCUUCUUACUUGCCUGGUGAGAAGCCUGUGUGGUGA
Fraxinus pennsylvanica is the source of this 2157-nucleotide messenger RNA. The record is from the annotation of a GenBank genome assembly. Lineage: Eukaryota; Viridiplantae; Streptophyta; Magnoliopsida; Lamiales; Oleaceae.